Messenger RNA from Laetiporus sulphureus 93-53, 186 nucleotides. RefSeq lists its product as uncharacterized. The record is from RefSeq and is a predicted model, not a curated record. Bases 1 to 186 code for a protein of 61 amino acids. The transcript has a single exon. NCBI's taxonomy places the organism in Eukaryota, Fungi, Basidiomycota, Agaricomycetes, Polyporales, Laetiporaceae.
AUGUUGCUCUACACAUGUGCUAGCCGUGACCAAUACAAUGUUCUACUUAUCUUGGACCAUCGCAUUCAUGUGUCGCUUGCCUUCUCCAGGGUCAGUGCCCUUCGCCUUCUCAGCUACGUCCUGACACGCACCAUGGACAGCAUCUGCAAGACGUGGGUACGAGUAAUGCGCCCGCUUUAUCCAUAG